AGAUAUAGAAAUUGGAGAAGAGAUCCUCUAUGAUUAUGGUCUGAAAAAAAGCCAGUUGCCCUGGAAACAGUGAAAAGAGAUGAAAAAUAUGCAAUAAUGCUGUCAGGAUUUUCCACUGAAGACAAGAAAACACUUGAAAAAUUGAAUAGACAUGGUCAACAGGCUAAUCUUGUUCUGCGUGAAAUUACUUUCAUUGAAGAAGCUGACAACAGUCUUUCUCAUUUGAUAGUAAAAACAGUACCAGAAAACAACCUUAUUUGUGAAAGAACACUUAAAUAUUUCCAAGCAAUUGCAAGAAAGGUGUGGGUGGUGAAUAUGAAUUGGUUGAUGCACAGUAUCAAGGCUGGCCGUCUGUUACCUGAGGAAGCUUAUGAGAUACAAGGAGACAACAUAAUUGGAAGGCAUUAUGGACCGAAGUCAGCUAGAACAUCAUCACCGAUAUUGCAGGGGUAUAAAUUCCAGUUGGUAACAGGAGAAAACCCAGAAAUUUCAUAUGAGAGUGUACAUGACCUAAUACUAAGAUGUGGUGGUAUAGUGGUGGAUGGAGUUUCAUGCCUUAAUCCAAAAGAAGUAAUCUUGGUCCUUUCCAAGUGCACAAAGUGGUUUUCAUCAAAUGUUUUAGAUGUAACUUGGCUACUGGACACAGUUUCAACUAAUGUCCUCCAGCCAUAUUCUGAUUACACUAAAGAUCAUACAGAUGUCAUUGACACACCACAGGAACCUAAAGAUGCCAUAGAAUUGGCACAGGAUCCUAAAGAUGUCAUGGAAACACCACAGGAUCCUAAAGAUGUCAUGGAAACACCACAGGAUCCUAAAGAUGUCAUGGAAACACCACAGGAUCCUAAAGAGGUCAUGGAAACACCACAGGAUCCUAAAGAUGUCAUGGAAACACCGCAGGAUCUUAAAGAUAUCAUGGAAACACCACAGGACAUUACAGAUGUCAUGGAAACACCACAGGAUCCUAAAGAUGUCAUGGAAACACUACAGGACAUUACAGAUGUUAUGGAAACACCACAGGAUCCUAAAGAGGUCAUGGAAACACCACAGGAUCCUAAAGAUGUCAUGGAAACACCGCAGGAUCCUAAAGAUAUCAUGGAAACACCACAGGACAUUACAGAUGUCAUGGAAACACCACAGGAUCCUAAAGAUGUCAUGGAAACACCACAGGAUCCUAAAGAUGUCAUGGAAACACCGCAGGACAUUACAGAUGUCAUGGAAACACCACAGGAUCCUAAAGAUGUCAUGGAAACACUACAGGACAUAACAGAUGUUAUGGAAACACCACAGGAUCCUAAAGAGGUCAUGGAAACACCACAGGAUCCUAAAGAUGUCAUGGAAACACCGCAGGAUCCUAAAGAUGUCAUGGAAACACCGCAGGAUCCUAAAGAUGUCAUGGAAACACCGCAGGAUCCUACAAAUAUUAUUGACCCACUACAGGAUCUUGAAUUUGUCAUUGAAACACCACAGGAUCCUAAAGAUGUCAUGGAAACACCACAGGAUCCUAAAGAUAUCAUGGAAACACUGCAGGACAUUACAAAUGUCAUGGAAACACCACAGGAUACUACAGAUGUCAUGGAAACACCACAGGAUCCUAAAGAUGUCAUGGAAACACCACAGGACAUUACAGAUGUCAUGGAAACACCACAGGAUACUACAGAUGUCAUGGAAACACCACAGGAUCCUAAAGAUGUCAUGGAAACACCACAGGAUCCCAAAGAUGUCAUUAACAUGCAACAAGGAGGUAAAAGGCGGGGUUGUAAAAGAAAGUGCAUACAGGACCAUGAAAAUGAAGCACAUGAUGACAUAGACUAUGACACAGAUAAUAGCAUACAUACAGAUAAUGAUUCAGACUAUGAGCCAUCUGAUUAUGAUGAGGAUAUGAUUGAUGAGGAUGAAAAUAUAUAUUCAAGUGAUGACAGCAGCAUAAGUGAAGAUAGGAACAGAAACACACAGGUGGUAAAUGAUUGGGAAAAAACUGACCAGAUGAUAGUACCAAGCAGUGAAAGAGAGGAUGAGGAAGUUAAUUCCGUCAUAUUUGGGAAUGUUCUAAAGGAAGGAAUAACCAUUCAACAGUCAACUGUUGAGGGGAAGAGUAGAGAACAAAAGAGGCAGUGCUGUGUUUAUUGUGACAAAUUGAUAACAACACUGUCCAGGCAUAUGGAAAGGAAACAUUCCAAUGAAGAACAGGUAGCUAAAAUUCUAAUGAUGCCAAAGAAGUCGAGCGCGAGACGAUAUGCAUGGGAAUCACUUCUUGCAAAAGGAAAUUAUAAUCAUAAUUAUGAAGUUCUGGAAAAAGGCAAAGGAACUUUAAUAACAAAAUAUCGCCCUAGAAAGGGAGAAGUGAAAGAAGCCAACAAGUAUGUUCCAUGUGAUAGCUGCUACUCCUUCUUCAUUGCUACAGAUUUAUGGAAGCAUAAAAGAUCAUGCUCAGGUGCUUGUGGAAAAAGACAACAUGUCAAAGGAGGGUCUAUUCAUGAUGGAAAAUUACUUCUGCCUUUAACAAGUCCAUCGAAGGGACUAUACAAAGAUGUACUGAUGAAUUUGAGGGAUGAUGAAAUUGGUGCUAAGUUGCAAAAUGAUGAACAUAUCUUGAAAUUUGGAGAGCGCUUGUACGAGAAAAUUGGUCAUUUACAGCAAAAUCACCAGUACAUUUCACAAAGAAUGCGUCAGUUAUCCCGGCUGCUUAUUCAAAUGAAAGACAUUGACCCAGCAAUUAAAUCCGUUGAACAGUGUAUUUCUCCAGAAAAUUGGGAGUCACUCCUUCGAGCUGUUAAAUGCGUUUCUGGACUGAAUGAAGAGACUGGUUUUUAUGACACUCCAUCUCUGCCUUUAAAACUAGGGCACAGUCUUCAAAAGUGUGCAAAGAUAUUGAAAAGUGAAGGAACAAUUGAACAAAAUAGGAGCAAACAAGAAAAAGCAGAAAGUUUUUUGAGUUUGUACAAUGACGAUUGGAAUGACAGAGUGUCUGCAAAAGCUCUCACAACUCUUCAUGUUAAGAAAUUCAACAACGUGAAAUUACUCCCCUCUGUUGAGGAUUUGUCAGUGUUUCACCAUUAUCUUGAGGAGGAGGCAGAGAAGCUAACUAAGGAUGAAAAUUCAAACUUCAAUGAACUUACAGAAGUGUGCUUGGCCCAAGUCAUUUCCUUCAAUCGUAAAAGGAGUGGAGAAGCAGAAAGGAUCAAGAUGGAUGAUUAUAAAUCUAGUAGUAAGAGUGAAAUUGAUAAAGAGAUUUCCAAUGCCCUGAGUAAGUUUGAGGUUGCACUCUUGCAAAGGCAUAGUAGAAUAGAAAUCAUGGGAAAAAAGGGUUCCAAGGUUCCAAUACUAUUAACAACAGCCAUGAAAAAGAACAUUGAUGCAAUGCUUUCGAGAAGAACAUUUGAUUCCAACUACGUUUUUGCAAAGGCAGAUUCAAAAUACCCUGUUAGAGGUACAGACGUUCUUCGAAAACUGAGCCAGAAAUCUGGAUGUAAGCAUCCACAUCUCAUUCGCUCCACAGCCAUGAGGAAACAAUUGGCCACUGUAUCACAAGUACUAAACCUAUCAAACACUGACCAAGACCUGCUGGCUACAUUUUUAGGCCACGAUAUAAGAGUACAUAGGGAGUACUAUAGGCUGCCAGAGAGUACACUAGAAAUUGCAAAAGUAUCAAAAAUUCUCCAUGCUGUUAAUGAAGGAAAUGUUGCAAGUCUACAGGGAAAAUCCCUGGAUGAAAUACAGUAUGAAGACACAGAUGUUGAUGCUGAGGUGCAUGAUGAGGACAGUGAGGACGAGGAGAUUGAAAGAGAGGAUGAUGCUGAGGUUGUUGGUGACAGUGAAAAAGAUGUCCAUAAGGAAGCUGAUUCAGGCCAAAAAUGGAGGGCAGGGGGGCUAAGGCGCAAGUCCUUUGUUCGGAAGCCGUGGACAUCUUCAGAAAAGGCUGCAGUUAAGCGGCAGCUAGGCAACCAUCUUCUCUUGAAAACACUACCGGGAAAGGCCAACUGUGAAGAGGUCCUUCGAAAAGAGCAUGUAUUGCAUGAAAGGACCUGGAAACAAUUAAAGGACUACAUCAGGAAUUGUAACAUCGUCAGAAGAUAGUUAAAAGUGUUAAAAACUAUGGUGUCAACUUAAAAGACUUACGGUAAACCUUUGGUUAGAUAGAACAAAAUUAAAUAAAUAUGGAAGAACCUGUUCGAAUUACUCGAAAUUAUGCUUCUGAAAAUAUGAGCGACUUUGAACUAUCCGAGUCGAUAUCGACGAAAAUCUCAGCAGAGUAAAAUCAUUAGAAACAAACACAUCCAUUGUAAAUCUGAACAUUCAUAAAUAAGUAAAAUUAUCAUAUUUUAUUUAAUUCAAUGUUAAUUUGUUGUUAAACGUUCCUCAUUUCGCAGUAAUUACUAUGGUUAUUGCAUGAAACUGCUCGGGCAAUUCGUAGCUAUAGGCCCCAAAACAGUACACGUUUCAUUUGUGACUCCAAGGUUAAACAUUUGUACAGUGUCUGUUGGUUAUAUUUUUUAUUUGAUAAAUGUUGAUAAAAUUAGGUUAGAACAUCAACAUGUCUGCUUUCAAAUAUGCCCAGUCGUAUUUUCUACCAAACUCAAAUUAUCCAUCGCUAAUUGGGACACAUGUGGAUUGUUUUGAGUGCAUAAUUAUGAAUGGAUAUCUUGUCACUCAGCAUGACCUGGAGGGCGAUCCUCAAAACUUCGCGUGGCCUGCCUAUCUAGCUUGAGGUCGCAGGUUUUCUGGUAAUACCUGGAUUUGCAAUAAUUAAGAGAUGUCCAGUCACAAUUAAAUAAUCAAAAUGCUAAGUGAACUCUAUAUUUAAAAAUACAUAGAUGAUUCCUUAGUUUGCCAAUACAAAUGUCGCAUGUUAUUUAUACAUUGUCGGGGCCUAAAUUUGCAAUCAGCUGUCGUGUGUGUGGCAUAUUUUGCAAUGUAAAAAACUGAAUUAACGCUAAAAUGUGGGACAUAUAUUCAUGUGUUUUUGUUUCUGUCAUGCAUAUAAUCUAACUGCCUGUUUAUCAAAUUUAAGUCUUAUUUAGGCAAUUUUCUUGGCCAGUCACUGUCGCGAGCUUUAUAUGGAGUUAGCUGGAAAAAUUCUUACUUUACGUUCUUCAUUAGACAAGUUCAAACUAUUCGAUAUAGUGUUAGUUAUAAACAAACAGAUUUCAAACUAUUACUAGCUAAAAAAAUAUUGUUUUUCUAGAAAAAAAUGUGUGUUUGAACUAACCGCGUGUUCAAACUAACCGGAGGUUUACCGUAUACUGGAGUGUUAUCAAUGUAGACUUGAUGAUAUGACCAGUUAUAUUAUUGUUCGUUUUUAUUAUUGUUUGUUUUUAGUUAACAGUGUUUUUAAUGCUGUUAUGGCAAAAUCAUGCAGAAAAAAAUAUGUGAUUUCUUCGCAUUUUACCGUUUUGUGUACUGAACUUUUUUGGCACCCAAACCCACUUUAAAGUUUUGGGGGUACAUUUUUGGUCCUAAAGUAUAAACCUCACACCCUUCAAGUUUAGUUCAUACAUUUAUUAGAGGUCUAGAAGUGAUGUUAUGACUGACAAAAUCAUGCAGAAAAAAAUAAGAUUUUUUUGCAUUUUACCAUUAUGUGGACUUAACUUUUUUGAGGGGAGUCCAAAAAGUGUACACUUUAUACCCUUCUUAUUUGGUUAUUAGAGGUCCAGAAGUGAUGUUAUGACAAAAUUUUUUCGCAUGUUACCAUUUUGUCGAGUUAACUUUUUUGUCACCAAAACCCACUUUAAAGUUUUUGAUUUGAAGUCUAAAACCAUAUGCCUCACACUGUUUUAUAUUUAUAGGACUACAUGAGAUAUAACUGCAAAGUAAUGGGGAAAUAUUUGAUGACAAUAUUUUUUUUUUUUUUUUGCAUUUAAUGAUAUUGUUCACUUAUUUGGUCUUUGCAUUUUACAAAAUGAGUGUAUGGCGUGAUUGCUGUUGCCGGUGACCUUUGCAAUCAUUGAUUGCACUUGUUUGACAAUGCUGUUACCUUCUGUAGUUAUGAUCAGCAACUUGUAUGUUUUUGACAAAUUCUUUUCAACCUAAUUGUUUGUAUGAUAAUUACCUUAAAACUCUAGGUUCUUAACUAUGCAUCACUUAUUAGAGGUCUAAGAUUUAUGUAACAAUAAAUAAUCUUGAAAUUAUUUUGUGAUUUUUGCAAAUUUUACAAUGUUUUUUUUAAACUUUUUUUGGCAUUAAAUGUUCUCCUUAGAUUUCUUGUAUUAAUUAAGGAUUAUAAAGAUAAUCCAUGUUUUUGACGACAAAUAAUUACUACAUAAGGAGGUGCCAUAUCAUAUCCGUAAUAUUUCUAACAACAUAUCUCUUACGUCAGUAUGUGCCGUAACCAGGGUAUGGUUGAGGGGGCCUGAUCAAAGGGGGUUCCGUCAGAGAAGUCCAGAGUCGGGGCCAACAUUUCCCUGUCACUGAUUGGUCAGUUGGCUCAAGUUCAAGUUCAAGUUCAUUUAUUACUUUGAGUCUUGUACGACUCAUCAGUGUAAACAUAUGAUAUACAGGAUAUUUACAUAUAUACAAAAUGUUAAAUUGACCACAGGAGAAUGAACAAAGCAAUAAUAUAAUAUAAUAGUAACAUCAAUCAAUACUAUUAUUACAAUAUAUUUAUAUAUAUCUCAUGCUUGUGAUCGGCACAACGUUCCACAAUGUGCGGUGUGCGCACGCACGAUGUGCGCUCUGUGCGAUAAAGAUCGUGCAGGAAAAUGUGCGCACGAUGGGCGAUUGGAACGGUACAUGUGCGAUAUGUAACAUGGUCGAUAUAAAAUGAGGAACGCGUCUUCUAAUCAUUCAAACGUGUGGAACGAUUGUAAAAGAUAUACAACAAUUAGCAUUUUACGAGGCAGCUAACUACCAUAUUUUUGGUGAAAUAUAUGCAAUAAUUAUUGGGAAUGAAACUAAAUACUGAUGUAUAGUUAAAUAAGUUAUCUAAAUGAUUAUUACAGAACUUUCUAUAAUUUCCUCAGUCGUCGUCGAGGACACCACUAGGCCUUGGCGUGUCGAAGAAAUGUGUAUUCAGUGAGAUUAUAUACAGGCUAUUUAAUAUAUGUAGAACUAAACAACAGAUAAAACGACUUGUUAUGAAUAGAAACAUUUCUGUUGUGUUUAAAAAUACAUAAUAUAUGUAAUUUAUAUAUUAAGUAAGAUAACUAAUUGUAGUGAUGUCUGUCUACCAUUCUGGUACAUGUACAUGUAGAAGUAUCACCAGGCCGUUGAAUACUUGCGAGACAAAAUGACGGUACUUAAAUGGCAAAAAAAUAACAGGUCAUACAUGUUCCAUGAAUGAAAACAAUUGUUAUGCAGCACAUAUAUAUAAACGCGACCAUCUUAUAUCAUAACUUUAAUUUUUUCGUAUAUCUUUUCGUAUAACUAGUUAUUCUGUAAUAUUCAUAACCUAUCGUUAGCUGUGCGGUUUGUAUCGCACAGUUACACAACUGUAUAUACUAUUUGUCAAAGGAAGGCUGUCUCUAUAUGGUAUCUUUAAGAUUGUCUGCACGGUGUGUGCACGAUGUUUUUGGAACGUUGUGCAAUCACACAACUGUAUAUACUAUUUGUCAAAGGAAGGCUGUCUCUAUAUGGUAUCUUUAAGAUUAAUUCUUGGUUAUAUUUGAAUAUUAUAAUUAUAAUUAUGGUCUUUAAAUAUUAAUUGUUUUGUACAGAUAAUAAUUCAUAAUUAAAUUCCCCAAAAAUGUGGAUACCCUUUACAAAUUCAGUCCUACAUAUUCUCUUCCGGCACUUGUACUAACACUUGUAUUUUCGCUACACAGUAGUUGAGGCAGGUGCAACUUCUCAGUACAAUUACAUACAGUGGGCAUAUCCCACUUCCGGCUCUUGUAGCACCACAUUCGUCUACCGAGUGGAGGGAUAUAGAUUCAAUAACUCUUCUGGCUCUUGUUGGCCUUGCAACAUAAACACGCUUAGCCAGCCAUUGGAUUUACUAGUUAAGAGCAGCAUUGUAGUGUUUUUAGAGGGUAGGAUAGCUCCUUAGUUUGCCCCUUUUGCCAAAAUUAUGAUGAUGUGAAAUUAUUGUGCAUGUGAUAUAUAUAUGAAUAGAUUGUUGUAUAUAAUGUACAAAACUCCUGAGUGAUUUGUUCUUCAUAAAAUCCAUGUAGUCAUGUUACAUUUUUAUGUGUUUAAAUUAUAUUCUCAUAUGCUUAAACCAUUCUUUUGAUUGUAUUUGAUUUCAUUUUUGAAUCUGAUUAAAGUAGUGAAAUACUGAAAUAUUAGUUUUUUCAGCAUUUUCAAUGAUUUAGCAGGACAUGAUAUGAUUAGGUGAUUUGGUAACUGCUACCAAGAUCCUACUGCCAAUAUUUUGUGUACUAUUUAUCACACUGUGUCCUUAGACUUCAAUUGGUUAAAUUAUUCAAAAUCUCUACUUUUAAAAUAGUCAAUACAGAUUGAUUUUUGAACAUUCUUGUACAUAUUAUACAAAUUUAUAAUCCCUGUUUUUAAAAAAUGAAUUUAGUAAUGCUCAACAUGAUAGUUCAUCAUUCAACUAUUGGUUCAUAUUAGUAGGAACCUGCACAGAAGCUGUCAUUUUGUAGAUACACGGAAGGAUAAGCUUCUAUAUAGAAAGUGUGUAUCAGAUAUGGCUGUCAGUUGACAGUGUGUAUCAGAUAUGGCUGUCAGUUGACAAUGUGUAUCAGAUAUAGCUGUCAUUUCACAAUGUGUGUCAGAUGUGGCUGUCAAUUGACAGUGUGUAUCAGAUAUGGCUGUCUGUUGAUGGUGUAUCAGAUAUGGCUGUCAGUUGACAGUGUGUAUCAGAUAUGGCUGUCAGUUGACAGUGUGUAUCA
Messenger RNA from Pecten maximus, 8783 nucleotides. RefSeq lists its product as uncharacterized. The transcript is spliced from 10 exons. The coding region runs from base 97 to 4074 and encodes 1325 amino acids. Lineage: Eukaryota; Metazoa; Mollusca; Bivalvia; Pectinida; Pectinidae. The record is from RefSeq and is a predicted model, not a curated record.